UGAAUGGGACAUAGUAACAAUGUGACAGAUUUUGUCCUCCUGGGCCUCACUCAGGAUCCUGGGGGCCAAAAAGCAUUAUUUGUCAUAUUUUUACUCACUUACAUUGUGACAAUGGUGGGCAACCUGCUCAUUGUGGUGACUGUUCUAGCCAGCCCCUCUCUGGGCUCCCCCAUGUACUUCUUCCUUAUCUUUCUGUCACUCAUGGAUGCAGCAUAUUCCACUGUCAUUUCACCCAAAUUGAUCAUAGACCUACUCUGUGGUCAAAAGACAAUUUCCUUCUCAGCUUGCAUGGGACAGCUCUUCCUGGAACAUCUUUUUGGUGGUGCUGAGGUCUUCCUUCUGGUGGCCAUGGCCUAUGAUCGCUAUAUGGCCAUCUGUAAGCCACUGCACUACAUAACCAUCAUGAAUAGACAGGUUUGCAUCCUGUUGUUGUUGGGGGCCUGGGCUGGAGGAUUUGUUCACUCUGUGGUCCAACUUCUCUUUGUGUACAACCUCCCUUUUUGUGGCCCUAAUGUCAUUGACCACUUUGUCUGCGACAUGUACCCACUAUUAGAACUUGCCUGCACUGACACCUACUUCUUAGGCCUCACUGUGGUCGCCAAUAGUGGAGUAAUCUGUACAGUCAUCUUUGUUUGUCUACUAACAUCCUAUGGAGUCAUCCUAAGUUCCCUUAAAAGUCACAGUCAGGAAGGGAGGCGCAAAGCCCUGUCUACCUGUGGUUCCCACAUCACGGUGGUUGUUCUCUUUUUUGUUCCCUGCAUUUUUAUGUAUAUUAGACCUGUUUCUAACUUUCCUGUUGAUAAAUUCUUAACUGUGGCUUAUACUGUUAUCACUCCCAUGUUGAAUCCUCUAAUAUACACUUUGAGAAAUUCAGAAAUGACAAAUGCUAUGAAAAAACUCUGGUGUAAGAAAUUAGCUGUUUACAGAAUGAGAAUGUGUCAUUCAUAUUGA
Messenger RNA from Artibeus jamaicensis (Jamaican fruit-eating bat), 951 nucleotides. Its product is annotated as olfactory receptor 4A5. Gene Ontology annotation, biological process: G protein-coupled receptor signaling pathway. Gene Ontology annotation, cellular component: membrane. The transcript has a single exon. The coding region runs from base 4 to 951 and encodes 315 amino acids. The record is from RefSeq and is a predicted model, not a curated record. Gene Ontology annotation, molecular function: G protein-coupled receptor activity; olfactory receptor activity. Lineage: Eukaryota; Metazoa; Chordata; Mammalia; Chiroptera; Phyllostomidae.